GUCCUGUUGUGGGUCACUAACAAUGUGUUCAUGCCUCACCUAUAAAUGUCUAUUUCUCAAUAAUCCUGACGUGGUCCAUCUCGGAAAAGUCUUUGAAGCCAAAAACAUCACUGGCAUGUGAUCAGUCAGACUUUGUCAGACUCAGCAGGCUCUACACAUACAUUCACCUGAGACAUUCUCAAAAGGAACGCAUGAGUAAACAAACAUAGGCUUUUUCCUUUGAAACGGACCACAAGUAUGAAUACACAAUUUUUAUCUCAUAAUGCAAAUAUGUUAGCAAUUAUACGGUCUGAAAAGAGCAAGCGGCACUGCCUUGACAAAAAUAUUCUGGUUGUUUCGUCACUCAUCCGAGUAUCUCCAUCGGUUUCCGGUAACUAGGAUCAUCACAUGAACAUGUUUUGGAGUAUUUUGGUUUAUUUAGAGAGGGUUUUUUUUUUUUUUGUCUUGUUUUGUCUUCUAUCAUUCUAUUCGGUUUCCUGUUUGAAGGAGCAUGUGUCAGGCGUUGUUUAUCCUGUGUGAAACUUGCAGUCGUUGUUCUUUGCAUGAGUUACAGAAGCUGAAUUUGCAUUUUGAAGGUGUAACGCUCACUUGUGAAAAACCUUCCAGGACCUUUAUACAGAGAAUCAAAAGUAGAAAAGAACGAGAUGUUAAUUGUCAGGAUUUUAACAAAAACUAUGCAAUUCAUUCAGAUUCAUGAUGAAAUUCUCUUGUCCCCUUAAACCAGAUUGUAAACAGAACUAUCUUGUAGAAUUUUAAAUAGCUAUAAAAUUGAAAUAAGAAAAGUGGAAGACUAUCAUAAAAUACAUUCAUUACAAUAAAAAGAGAAAAAGAGAAAAAAAAAAAAAAAAUAGGGAUCCCUGACUGAAGGCGUAAGAAUGCAAUCGAUAAUUUGAAAAUUCAACUGUCAAUCAAGAACAGGCACGCCUCCUUUUCACCUGUUCACUGCGACUUAAAGGAGACAAAGAAAUCGUUCGCGAAAACGACGAGAGACAUUCCAAUUGAUAAGAUGUUUCUGUUCUUUCGGACCGUAUUUUGUUUGAUUUUGAUACUUAUAUUUGCUCUCAGAUAUGUCAAGGGAAACUCGGGAUAUGCUGUUCACCUUGGAUUCAACAACUAUAGCUCAUUGGACUCAACCGAUCAAGAAACUAAGCGUCCCCUAUGUUCCAAGCCGUGUUUCAGUGAAGGAUGCUUCUCUUCUGAGUUUGUCCCUUAUGGGAAUGAGACGGGCUGGUUGGCAGUGUACAGCAGCAGAGGGCCUUCUGUUCAUGAUACCACUGUAGCUGCUGUGACUGACAGGGUGCAGAUUGGAAAGCCCCUCCUCCUGGAAGUCUCAGGCAUACCAAAUCUGAGCAAAGAAAACAUUUCCAUGGUUUUCAUUAGAUUUAGUGGGAACUCUGAUCCUCAGGGCUUGCAUAAUAUGUCUUUCAUGGCCAACGGAUACUUCACCUGCUACAUAGAUGCAAUAUUACCUACUGCUGGACUGUACCAUUUAAACGUGACCAUGACGAACAGUAUCUACACUCAUUCUACCAGCUGGCAGAUUAGAGCAUGUCCCUCUGGGACUGAGUACUUGAAUCUCAUGUUGUCCAAGAGAGAUCGGGAUAUCCCAUCCUGUGCCCUUCUGCCCAUAGAUACAGAGGACGAGCAGCAGGAUAAAGCCUCAACCAAAUCCACAGACAGUCACAAGCGAGCUGUUUGGAUUUUUUCUGAUAAACGGGCAUAUGCAACACAGACAGACAUCACAUUUGUAGCAGUAACAGAAGCACCAGAUCCUCUAUGCUUUCAUUGGAGAUUUGGGGAUGGAUCUGAAAUUAAAACAACAUCCAGAUUCUUCAAAAAGAGAUAUCGCCUCCCAGACAAAUACAAUGUCACUGUCAGUGUGUCUAAUGGCUUCACGUCCAUCAGCUCAGAUGUUUAUCCUGUUGUGAUUCAGAGAGCUGUGCAGCCCAACAGGCUUCUGUACAGUCCCUCAGUUUUAUCAAACCGCUCUGUAAACUUCACCUGCCGGAUCAGCUCAGGAACUGAUGUCUCGUAUCUUUGGAAUUUUGGAGAUGGAACAGAGCAAAAAGGAUCAAGCACUGAGCAUCAUGUCUUCAACAGAACUGGAGAGUACAUAUUAGAGGUUAUUAUGUCCAACCUGGUGAGUUCAGCCUCUUUCACAGGGCACAUCUUUGUUGUUGAAGAAUCAUGUCAGCCUCCUCCGGUGAAAAACAUGGGCCCAAAUAAAAUACAGGUGUGGCGGUAUCAAAAUGUCCAUCUUGCUGUGACGUUUGAGGCUCAGAUUCAGUGUAAUGUCUCCAGAGGUCUCCUGUAUAGAUGGACUAUGUAUGACAUGAGCGGACGAGAGCUGCUCCUCCCACACAUAGACACUGGACGACAGUAUAUUGAUCUUCCAAAAUACCUCCUUCAUUAUGGAACAUAUAAAGCUAUUGCAAAGGUCCAGGUAUCCGGUAAUGUGGUGUACAGCAACUACAGUGUUUUAAUUGAAGUGGUACGCAGUCAUCCUGUCAGUGUCAUCAGUGAAGCUACAAAUAUUUUCAUCAGUCGUCAGAACGGCAUCAUUGUUACUCUGGAUGGACGAAAAUCACAUGACCCAGAUUACCCCAAUAAUACUAUAAGUUACAGCUGGUCAUGCAGGCCAGUAAACACAGAAGAGAGCAGCUGUUUCAACAUGAACAUCGUGACCACUUCAGCAGUACUUACAUUUCCCGCUCUUGCCUUGAAACCUGACUUUGACCUGCUCAAAUUCACUCUUACUGUGUACAGUGGUCAUCAAUCUUCUUCAUCUGAGAUGUUCAUCACUGUAACAUCAAAACGUGUCAGCAACAUUCAUAUGUCUUGUAAAGAUUGCAGAGAAAAUUCAGUGAACUGGAAUGAGCAGUUUUCUGUUUCUGCUCUCUGUGAUGAUUGUGGUUUCGAUGCAAAAAAUGUCACCUAUUACUGGAAACUUUACCUUGUUAAUGCCUCAAGCAAAGCUGUUUCAGAAAUUCUGUUCUGCAGUAGUAUGGAUCUAGGUUUACCCUCUAAAAUGGAGGAGAGCUUACAUUUCUCCCAGCCUGCUGUGACACCCUACACUCCAGCCCAUUUUACUGAUCCCUCCGUUCCAGAUAUAGGACUAUCGCUGGCUCCUUAUCUUUUAUCUAAAGAUAUUGACCUUACAGCCCCAGUUACACAAGACACUCUGACUUCAAUGAUGUAUACGAAACACCAAAGCAUUAAUGUACACACGCUAAUUGAAAGUCCCAGCACAAACAACAUGUACCACCGUGCAGCAUUUCCAACUAUCACACCUUCCUUCCCUGGUGAAACAGACUCGUCUGGGGGUCAGUGGGAGUAUCAUGGGUCUUUACCAGCCCCAGAUAAGGUGUCAUUGACUGAUGUGAUCUCAGACUUGCAUACCGAGGUUUACACAGACAUUUACGAGACAAUGUCAGGUGAUCAUCCCUCCCUACCAGAGUAUGAUUACUAUAAUUUUGGAAUUGAAGAGGCUGAUCCUGGUGUUCCUGUCGGCAGACCUACAGGGACCAGUUCAAUGGGAUUUAAUUGGAAUGAAGUAUCAUUCCCUCACUCUUAUGACAAUGAGGGUGAUAAUCUGGUGGACCCCAAUCUGCUUGGCCCGGCGGUUUCUGAGAAGACCCUGCUGGAUCUGGACAGACAGCUCAUUCAUCAGUCUGUGUUUGAGUCUUACACUCUCACAGGAUUAUCUUCUUCGGUUGUCACAUUUAAACAGUUUAUGCUUAAACCAAAGAGUCUUUAUUUGCUCGAAGUGUCUGCAAGUUCUGAGGAGCGGCUACAAGGGAAAAGCCAGCUGUUUUUCCACACACAAGCUGUUCCGGAGGGAAUGAGCUGCCAAGUGCAGCCCAACACAGGCUCUGAAAUCCACACUCAUUUCAGCGUCUUCUGCUCCUCUGGAAAAGAGGAUCUCUUGUAUGAGUACAGUUUCAGUGUGGGAAACACUGAGAGGAAACUCCUUUACAAAGGCAGGGAUUUCCAACAUUACUUUAGUCUUCCUAGUGGAGAUCCUAAUGACAAUUACAAAGUCACAGUCUAUAUUGAAAUAAUGAACCGAUUUGGAGCAGCGACCAAACCAUGUCCUGUGACAGUGACUGUUCGUCCAAGCUUUCAGAGAAACUCAUCCUCCCAGCCCAGCCCUGAUCAAGAACUGUACAUGUAUGGAAUAGGUAACCUAACCGGUCUGAGUAAGAUUGGAAGCAACAGAGACGUCAUCAACUAUAUCUCUCUUUUGACCACGGUGCUGAACCGCUUGAGUCUGGACCCGGAGUCUUCUGUCGAGCUUUUGACUCUCACACGCACCGCCCUCAUUUCAGCAACCUGUCAGCUGCCCAUCACUGACAAGGGAGAUUUAUUUGAAAUAAUUUACAGGCUUACUGAUUUGAUAAGAAUCUCUAUUCAAGUGACAUUUCACAGUGCCAGAGAAGUAAUCCAGCAUGUUCACAACAUCCCGUCCCUCUUACAUGAGUCCAAGCCUCCAGCAGGCCAUAUAUUGGACAUUGGAAUAGUGAAUGCACUGGUAUCUCUCCUGUCUGGUGUAUUGGAGGCACCAGUGCUUUUUUCCAGACCAGAACACCAACUCAUAAACAAAGUGCUUUACACCAUCACUAAUGUAGUACUGGAGUGUAUGCUAUCCAGCAAUGUCUUGCAGUACAAUGUGAACGCUACUUUUAUGGAAGUAUUAGCCUGGAAGGAUGGUCAGUCUUCUUCUAUGGUGAAAACAUUUGGCCUCACUACGUUCCACCUCACUGAUUUUCUCGGGAUGCAAUUUCAGCAAUGGAGCAGCAAUAGCCAGCACAAGCCGUGCUUCAUUACCUGGCUCACAGUGUACAGGCAGAGCCCAUACCGCUGCUCCAGAGCCAUGCAGUUCAGUGGAGAAAUAGCAGACAUUCGGCUCUACAACUGCACCACUAGGAAGGAAAUCAAAGUCCGACAUCUAUCCACACCAGUUACCAUUGAAUUUCAGAGAAAAGAGGAGACAAAACAGAGCAGACAUACAGAGUUCACUCUUCUGCGCAGUCAGGUGAAUAGUCACCAGUUCAACAUCACGUCACAGACACUUCAGAGAGCCCUUCAGAUCACUGUGCAGUUUAACAGGCCAGCUGAACGCCCCUUUCCCAUCCUGCUGCUGCUUAGGAUGUACGAGCAGCCAACACCUAAUAAGUACAGCGAACAGAAAAUACAUCACUGGAAAGGACAGACAGCUCACAUAUUCCUCCCUCAAUCCUAUUUGCAUGCUACUGGUGCUGUUUACCUGAUGCUUCUCAAUGCAGACUAUAAUAAAAGCCCUAGCAACAAGUACAUUGCCAGAGCUGUGAACUACACACUUAGCAUUAAGUCUGUGGAGUGUCUUUCCUGGGAUGGUGUGAAAGAGUGGAAGCCCAGGGGCUGUUUUUCUCAUGGUGGUGUUUCCCCAGACAAGAUCUACUGCAGUUGCAGCCACCUGGCAUCAUUUGCAGUAUCGCAUGAGAAAAUCACAAGCAGCUUCGACUCUGCAGAUGUUUCACAAUUUAUCCACUCCAAAACCAACUACAUACUGAUCAUUUUGUCAGUAAUAUUCCUGGCUGUCUAUGUGUUGGUGUUGAUCUUCUGUAGGAAGGCUGAUAUUUCCAUACAGAAAACUACAGGCUCAUUCCUGCUUCCAGAAAACAAUCCCUCAGACAGAUUCCUCUAUGCUGUCACAAUAGAUACAGGCUUUAGAUCUAGAACCAGAAUGACAGCAAAGGUUCACAUUGUUCUAUAUGGAGAUGAUGGUGUCUCUCAAACCAGGGAACUGAGCAGCUCUGACUCCAAACUCUUUACAUGCAACUCAAGGAAUACUUUUAUUCUGAGCUCCCCAGAGAGUCUGGGUCGAGUAUUGAAGGUGCACCUUUGGCAUGAUAAUGGAGGUUCAUCUCCCAGCUGGUACCUGAGCCAUGUGGUGGUAAAAGACCUGGUGCAGGGGUCCAGUUGGUUCUUCCUGGGCCAGUGUUGGCUGGCAGUGGAUGAGGGAGAUGGAAAGGUGGAGAGGAGUUUAGCUGCUUCUGAAUGCGGCCUGACUUUUAAACAGUUUCUAUAUUUGAAACUCACAGAAUACCUAGAGGACUUUCACCCGUGGCUGUCAGUGUACAGCUGUCCGUCUUUCAGCUCUCACACACACAGUCAGCGUUGGAGUGUGUGUCUGCUGCUCCUGCAGGGCUACAUGUGUGUCAGUGCAGUGCUCAUAAAUCUUUUGGAAGAACAGUGCUUUUUAGAGAUGGGCUUUAUUGAUGUUUCACCGGUUUCCAUGGUAACAGGCCUGUGCAGUGCUCUUGCUGUGAUGCCGGUGGGGGGUCUGGUGUCCCUGGUGUUCCGUGUCAGCAAGACCACGUCCCGUAGUGUGUCUGGAGACCAGUAUAAGGUCAAGGUGCCUGAUGAAGUUUCCCAUUGGACUCAAAGCUCUUGGAAAAAAGAGUAUAAGUAUGGUACUCAGGAUUGGAAAACCUCAGAUUCAUUAUCUACGUCAAAACUUCAAGAGGAUCCUGACACCAUCUUAGAGUCUGUGGAAGACUCAAUGUGUGAUGUCAACUUCAGAUCACAUGACAAAUGCAAAUGGAAUAAGACUGAUUUCAAAUCACACACCUCUGCAGACAUCCUAGAGAAGCAGCAGGUUUGUGCUGGUAGAAUCCAAAGUCUUCAAUCCUGGUGUUAUUAUGUGGGCUGGACCCUCUGCUUGACUCUCUCUCUUACAUGCGUCCUCAUCACAGGAACUCUUGGAGUAAAGUUCAGCAAAACAAAGACUCUUCUGUGGACUCAUUCUGUGUUCUUUUCUCUUGUCUGCUGUGGCUUUGUACUGCAUCCAGCAAUGAUACUCAUAAUUGCUGUCACAGUGUCUCUGCUACAUCGAAAGAGGCCGAACUGGUUCCACAGUCUAAGUUUAACCGAGUCUGUCACUGAGUUAUCGAAACACGGGGACCGAAAAAAUGAGAAUGUCUUUGUUAGCAAAUACCAGCAGUCUCAUUUUGAAAAGGUGCUCGCUGCCCGUCAGAGAGCCAGGUAUCUGCGUCUAGUGAAGCCACCGAAUUCAAGAGAGUUGAAGUGUGUGAGACGCCAGAUCAAGAAACAGACUCUCCUUCACAAAACCACAAGGGAUUUGGUGUUACACCUAAUCAUGCUGUCGACGAUUCUAUUUGUGACUUAUGGAAAGUCUGCCAAUGACUACAAGUACUGUUUGAAUCAGGCUAUCAAAACUCAUUUCACAAAGAGUCCACAAAAUUCAUUUCACUCCAUCCAAAAACAUGACGAUUGGUGGAAAUGGACAACAAGCACUUUCCUAGAGAGACUAUACGACAGUGCCAACUGGCAUGAUAAUGGAACAGAAAAUGAAACUUCAGAUUUCAGAAGUGCUUAUUCUCUUAUUGGGAGUCCAGUCAUUAGAAAGAUCAAGAGCACAUUUAACUCAUCAUGCCAGAUCUUGAAUUUGUUGGGCAAGAACAAUGUGAAAUGCUCUGAUAACCAAUCUGUGGCAAAGAGACACUCACUUUGUGGGAAACUUGGGUGUUAUGAGGGAGAAAGAGUGAGUGUGAGCCUGGGAAAAACAAGGUUAAAAGCAAUCAAGUCAAUUAAAAAGCUUCUGGAUACCAGCUGGAUGACACCAUUCACCCAAAUUGUGAUGGUCCAGUUUAUCCUGUACAACGGGCCCAGUAACCUCUUCACGUCAGUCACCAUUCUAGUAGAGCAAACCUCAACAGGAGCUCUGAUACCCUCAGCAAGUGUGCAGUCCACUAGACUCUACAAUUUCCCAGCUGCCCUUGACUACGGUGUUAUGACCUGUGAGCUUCUUUUCUUUUCAUUCAUCCUGCUUCAUAUGUAUUGGCAAAUAUAUGUUAUGACUCAAAGAGGAUGGCUUUACUGGAGAAACAUUUGGAGCUGGCUUGAGGUGACAGUUAUCAUCUGCAGUCUUUUACGAUAUAUCUGCUCUGCAUACAACUUUAUGCUAAAAACAGAGAUGAUUGACUUCCUGCAGAAGGAGGAUUUUAAAUUACCUGUUGAUCUAAGCCCCAUCUUCUUUUGUGAGCAGCUUUCUCAAUCACUCCUUGGUGGUGUUGUGAACUUGCUUCUUCUGAAAUGUGUGUCCUUACUACGUCUAAACAAAGCAGUAGCAGCAGCUGUGUCUACUUGGAAUCCGAUCUUCUCCAACCUGCUUUGGUUACUGGCACCUGGCGUUAUUGUCACAGUAGCCCUCUCCGGUCUCCGCAACCUGAUCUUUUAUUCAUUCCCCUUUACUUGUAUCACCAGAUCCGCUCAUUUGCUCUUCACUCAUUUCUUUUGCUUGAGCCACUUUAGUGACAUUUACCUCCAAAACCAAGUCCCAUCAACACUUUAUUUUGGAGCAAUAUUUUGCACUGUGAUUCCACUGAAUGCUAUGGUAAUUUCCACCCUUACAAUUUUUGUGAAACAAACAAAGACAACUAAAAAAAGAAAACAUUUACUGACUGUCUUUGAGCUGAUCUAUUAUGUCAAAGACAUGGCUUUACUCAUGAUUGGCAAAGCCAGUCAAAAGUCAGCUGACCAUCAUGUCCACGCUAAUAGCUUUUAUUUAGCAGAGUUUGAGGAUCUCAUGGAUGAGCUGUUGUUUCAUCUCUGCAGCAUGUCAGACAGUCUCCACAACACCCUGCCAGCAAAAGAACAUCUAUUUGAAACCCAGAGCAAUUUUUCUUUCCCACUUUCUGAGCACGUCUAUUGCUCAGACUCAGAGAGUGACAAAAGCUGUAUGAAUAGCCAGCCACACAGAUUGGGGAAGAAACAGAAAGGAUGCGUGGAUGUGAGCUGUGCAUCAUUUUUGUCAUAUAAGGAAAACCCUCACAGAUUCCCACUUGAACACAGAAUGUCUCAGUGCUUACAACAAGGCAGAGGAAGAACACAGGAGAAGAGCCUUUCAAGAGGGCCGAGGAAUUUCAAAAACCACCUCAAAGAUCCUGUCAGAGAGUCAGAAGCGAUUGGACAGACACAAAUUCUUUCUUCAAGCAAGCAGAUCCAUUGUGCACCAGCUGAGUGGAAGGGCAUAGUGUCCUCUAAAUCAGAAACACUGCCUGAUCCAAGCAGGGUGGCAGAUGAUGCCCUCAAGUCUCAAAUCAUCACACAAAUGAAAAGGCACACUGUUUUAACCUCAGCUACUUGCAAAGUGAACAUGGGUACAGUUCAUGCCAAAGCAGCUGGACAGUCAUUUGUGUUUAAAGCAUUACCCAUCGAGGGAAUGGACAAUUCUGUAGAAGAUCAAAUGAUUAUUCCAGGGUACAUUGAACAUUGUAUGUAAUACAAGAUAAAAGCUGUUCAGUUUGUACUCGUAAAUUGUGGAAGAGAAGCAUUUUUAAACCAUAUGGGUUUCCUCUGAAAUUUCUAACUGGUUUUUAUAAUGGUCAUUUGGCAUGACUUUAUAAAAACGUUCGUGUUUUGUUAUUUGAACAACAUUGUUUACACAGUCUUACCUCAAACUUGAUAUUUGAUGUGAAGUUAAAUGCGUAAAGUCCAACUAUCACAAGGACAUGACUUGUUUGACAAAUUGAACAACUGUAACUUUUUUAAUAAAUAAUUUUCAAAAAUCAAAAUUCACUUUUGGGGUAUUAUUGUGUAAUUGUGAAAUUCCUGAGGGUGGCCCUUUCCUUGUGAGUUGUCCAUCAUGACUGACUAAGAAUCAAAUCAAACUUUUUUUUUUUUUUUUGCCAUAUAUACAAUUUUAGUAAAUAAAUAUGUCUACCCUUUUUGUAUAGUUUACUAUAUUUCUACACAGGGCAUACAUAACUUCAACAACUGAAAACUUCACAUUGCUCAGUAAUAACUUCACUGAGUUACACUCAGUAAUAACUGCCCCUGGUUACACUUCCUGGAUCU
Ctenopharyngodon idella (grass carp) is the source of this 9861-nucleotide messenger RNA. Its product is annotated as polycystic kidney disease 1 like 1. Bases 1007 to 9286 code for a protein of 2759 amino acids. Gene Ontology annotation, biological process: detection of mechanical stimulus. NCBI's taxonomy places the organism in Eukaryota, Metazoa, Chordata, Actinopteri, Cypriniformes, Xenocyprididae. The transcript is spliced from 54 exons. Gene Ontology annotation, cellular component: membrane. The record is from RefSeq and is a predicted model, not a curated record. Gene Ontology annotation, molecular function: protein binding; calcium channel activity.